Molecule: messenger RNA, 846 nt
Organism: Schistocerca nitens (vagrant locust)
Lineage: Eukaryota; Metazoa; Arthropoda; Insecta; Orthoptera; Acrididae
Product: transcription factor Sp5-like
Exons: 3
Coding region: 1-846 (281 amino acids)
Source: RefSeq, a predicted model, not a curated record
AUGUUGGAAUAUAGUGUGUAUGUGUACAUAUCCGGUAGUGUGACAGAGAGCAGAGGGCAGGCGUCAGCGGCAGGUAAGCCGUCUUCAUUUGUCGCGACGUGGCCCGGAGCCGGAGAAUGCGAGCAGCUGCCCCCCGCCCCCUUUCGCCUCCUCGGUCUUCCGCCCCCGCCCCCGCCCCCGCCCCCAUCCUCCGGCGGGCAGACGGGCGCGCCGGCGCCGCAGCCAGUGUCGCCACGGUUCCCGUCGGACGCAGGCGCGCGCUCUGCCACCGACAACUCGCCACCUCACCAGCUGCUCGCCGCGUCCACGCUCGCCUGUGCCACUGACGUCUGCAGCAGGCAGCCCUUCUCUGAGGCGUCUCCCAGACUCCUCGCCAGUCUACCAGCUGCCGCCUCAUCCACAGCCCUAUAUGAUAUACGCCGGAUACAACGUCUGCUAAAAACUUUCGGCAUAGCCCUCGUAAGAACUGGCCGCGGCUGCCUAGGGGCGAACGGCCGCUGUCCUACGUCCGGGCGCACAGCUGCUGGAGGUGCGGGGGCGGCGGCGUCAGCAGGUAGAGAAAGAGCUGGCGCCUGCUGGCUGGUGGCUGCUGGCUGGUGGCCGCGCCGGCUGACACCACAACUCCAUUUGGCCCGCUACGCGACACCUCCAUUAGGGAGCCGGGCGCCCAGCAGUCGCCCAGCACCCACCUCCACCCCCGCCCUCCCGCGACUCGGGGAGAUUCCCAGGAAGCCUUCUGGCGCUGCCGCCACCGCCGUCACUGGGACAGUCCAAAUCGCGGCGAGCCCUUUCUGGUACUGUAUAAAGGUUGGUCAAAACAGGGUGUUGAAGGGAAGAUUCUUCUGA